UACUGGAGUGUGUGUUCACGGACCGUCUGUGUUUUCUCCGCCUUGACGGUCACUGACAGCGGACAAACAGACGAAUAAAGCUGCCGACAGUUUUUGUCUAAAAUGAAGGAAAAAAGCUGGCCUCGGAUCGCUUUAAUCCUGUUGUGUGCGGUCGUUUAUGUGGUGGUUUUAAUCGUAAACGCUUUGGCUGGAUCUGGCAGAGUUUUCUUCCAUUCCACUACAGGUAAUGUAUCGGCCCGCUAUGAGACGGACAUCACUCCUGCCGGCUGGACCUUCUCUAUCUGGGGUGUGAUCUACACUUGGCUCACCCUCAUCAUCAUAUACAUCACCGGUUAUGUUUUCAGAGGAUCCUGGGCUCAGUGCCUGCUGCCAUACGCCUUCUAUUUUUGCUGGCUGGCCAACCUGCUGAUGAACAUGAUAUGGCUGGUGCUGUGGGACAGAGAGUUGAUGCUGGCAGCUCUGGUUGUGCUGAUACUCAUCGUGAUUACGAACUACAGUGUUCUGUCCAUCUGCUGCGUUGCCACAGAUUACUACGGCCUCUGGUUGAAGUCGUACUACCCCAAAGACCUGUGCUGUCUCAGAACUCUGGUCCAGAAUGGUUUGGCUGUGUACACCACGUGGACAUCCAUUGCGUCUCUGAUCAACUUCGCGUUGGUUCUCCAUUUGUGGGGCGUGGCUCGCAGCACGGCAGCCACGGCCUCCCUCUGCAUCCUGUUUGCAGAGAUCAUGGCAUGGUUCAUCCUGGAGAACUGGGCGUUGGACCGCUGGGUGCGUAACAUCGUCACAGUGUACCCGGUGGUGAUUGUGGCUCUGGUUGGAAACAUCAUGAAACAUUAUAACUCAGCUGACCCAAGCCCCAAUUCUAUCUUCAUGAUUGCUCUGCUCGUGGUAGCCUGCAUCCUGUUCAUCUUCCGGAUCUGCAACGUCAUCUGGAGAAACAAGUAUCGGCCUCUCUACUCCCCAGGUUCAGCUCGUCUGAUGGUUUCACCCCUGGAUGGCAGUAAAUUCAGGGUUAUGUCUUAAUCCAGCCUUGUGCUGUCCUUCCCAUCACAUGCAGCCCAUAUACCAUUAGAGUCACACCUAUUCACAUUACUCUGGCUCCUCUUAUUCUUACUGAAGUGAUAAAUUAAACACAGAAAUGACUAAUCCGUGUCUGUAAAAAAAACGUAAUUCCUUAUUAUACUUUCAUAUUCCGUAUUAGACUUCUUCUUUUCAAAAUGUAGAAGUGUCUUGUGAUUGAAAAUGAAAGGCGUCUCUGCAGAUAUGAUACCAUGAUGCUUUUACAUGUAAAACACUGACAACAUCAGUAUAUCUUUGGAAAAAAUACCUACUACUGUAUUUUUGUUGACUUGUCACAAACUUUUUCUGCAUGUCUUUUGUAAGUUUUAUUGAUUUUUAUCAGUAUUUUGAAGGACUUUUUACCGCUGCUUUUUUAUUGUGCGUAUGCAGUACAGUAUAUACUGUCGUUAGGUGAUGCCACUCAAGAUCUAUUAAUGUGAUACAAAAAUAACUGCAGUUUGUGUCAUAGUUUAAUGUAUGUACAGCUUUAUUGGAUUUGCAUUCCUUUGCUAAUUAAAGUUUUUCACAUUUAUUACG
This is a messenger RNA of Sphaeramia orbicularis (orbiculate cardinalfish), 1596 nucleotides long. RefSeq lists its product as uncharacterized. The transcript is spliced from 7 exons. NCBI's taxonomy places the organism in Eukaryota, Metazoa, Chordata, Actinopteri, Kurtiformes, Apogonidae. The record is from RefSeq and is a predicted model, not a curated record. The coding region runs from base 103 to 1023 and encodes 306 amino acids.